CCCCCCCCCCGCUAUGUUUUGAAUGCGUUAUGUCCUCGACAUAAGUACGACUUACGACAAGAUACAUUUUAAUGAAUCCAAAUACAAAGUAGGCUAUAUAAAAACUUGAACUUUUUUUAUUUCUGAAGUUUAGCAGGUAUGACUUAUCGGAAUUUACGUAGCUCAAAGAAAUGCCUUCCACCACUGGAAGUGGCGCAGAAACAUAUUGAACUUAAAACUGACCAAGAAGGACUGGAAUGUCAUUUCAUCAAUGAGGCUAUUGGCCGAGGUGUUUUCACUCAUCGACAAUUCAAGAGAGGGGAUUUUCUACUUGAAUAUUGUGGUGAAAACAUUGGACUUAAAGAGGCAACCCACAGAGAGGCAAGCUACGCGACGAAGGAUGGAAACUUCAUGUUUUUCUAUAAGGAUGGGAGAAAUACACGAUGCGUGGAUGCUACAAAAUCAAGAGGGCUUGGGAGAAUGGUAAAUGAUGGGUGUGGGAGAGAAAUUAACUGCAAAGCCCAGUUAGUUGAUGACCAUCUGUGCUUAUUUGCCACAGAAGAUCUGCCCAUUGGCGCAGAGCUGCGAUAUGAUUACGGGAUCCCCAAUCUACCAUGGAGAAAGAAAACUGUGAGUACCAAGUCCAAAGAUCUAGAGGACCCCUUUCCUCAACUCACAUUUUGUGGGUUGAUAAAGGAUCAUGAGGAUGUGAUGUCAGGUACCUCAAUAGCAACAGCUGAAAUGAUAGGUGAAGAAACUGUACAGUAAGUGAAUUUAAUAUUCACCAUGAUGCCAUAUCCUGCACUGCAUGUAGACUCAGUUUGUGCUCUUCAGAGUUUGCACUCUCCAUAGUUUGCACUCUUCUCUUUAAGAUUGCUGUCUCUCUUACAUUCCACCAAAUGUAGCAUCAACAUGUAUCAUAUAUCCACUCUUACACUGAAACAUUUGACACUUAACUUGUCCAUCUUGUUAGUGUCGGUUUUGUCCUUAUUCGUCUAAUAAUUUGUGACCUGCUGCAGCAAAAUCAGGAAUGCCAUCAUUACAAUUGCGUUAACUGGUCUUGGUAUCAAUAGAAAGCUGAAUAAUCACUUCUAUUUAGGGUUUAGAUUUUUAAAAAGUCCUCUCAAUCAUUCCUCAUGUUGCUAUGGAAGUCCCGCUUUGAGCGAGCUCAAAUGAGGGAAAUUCACCCUCUUGUUGCAAUCGUGUCCUGAAUCUGUUUUCAUAGCCUGCUUCCCACUUGCAUUCAUCUUGCAUGCAUU
Molecule: messenger RNA, 1238 nt
Organism: Patiria miniata (bat star)
Lineage: Eukaryota; Metazoa; Echinodermata; Asteroidea; Valvatida; Asterinidae
Product: N-lysine methyltransferase KMT5A-A-like
Exons: 6
Coding region: 139-747 (202 amino acids)
Molecular function (GO): protein binding
Source: RefSeq, a predicted model, not a curated record